CUUCAGAGAGACUAUCCACCCUCAUCAUCCUCUGCCGUGAAGUGAAGCAGAAAAUGCUCCCGGCGGGCGCAGGGUGAACUCAGCCCGGUAAGAUCGACGCCGAUGCUCCGGUCCUCACGAGUCACCUAUGGACAUGUAUCAAGGCGUAACGAUGACCACGAACCACGGACCCGCGUCUUACGAGCCCGGUUUCCUCCAUAACGCCGCUUCGCCGGUGUACGUGACGCCCACUCGGGUCACCCCGAUGAUCCCGGCGCUGCCGUACCUCCAGACGCCGCAGCAGAGCAGCCCGGUGUCCGGACACUCGGGAUGGGCGCAGCCGGGCGCGGAUACGGUCGCUUCUUACAGCUCCACCGGCGGGCACCAUCAUUCUCCGGUCUCCAGGUUCACGUUCUCCACGAGCCCUCCGUUAACCUCCGGGGUCGCGACGGCCCGAGAGACUGCGAGUUACACGAGUCCGCUGAACAUCUCCGCUGGCGGGCGGGAGCACUACGGGACCCGCGGUCUGAGCGGAUCCUAUCACAGCGGGUACCCGGCCUACGUGAGUCCGAACAUCGGAGGCUCUUGGACGGCGUCGCACUUCGACAGCUCCGUGCUGCACGGCCUCCAGAGCGGAGGAGCGGCCGGUGCCGCGCGACACCCGAAUUUAGAGCUGCUGGAGGAUUUCUCUGAGGGUCGUGAGUGUGUGAACUGCGGGGCGAUGUCCACUCCUCUGUGGCGGCGGGACGGGACGGGUCAUUACCUGUGUAACGCCUGCGGUCUCUACCACAAGAUGAACGGGAUCAACCGGCCGAUCAUUAAACCGCAGAGACGACUGUCUGCGUCCAGACGGGUUGGUUUGUCCUGCACUAACUGUCAGACGACCACAACCACUCUCUGGAGACGUAAUGCAGAAGGAGAGCCGGUCUGCAACGCCUGCGGACUCUACAUGAAACUCCACGGGGUUCCUCGUCCUCUGGCCAUGAAGAAAGAGGGAAUUCAGACCCGCAAACGCAAACCAAAAAAUAUCAGCAAGUCCAAACCUGGGUCAUCUGAGGGUCAGACGCAGGCCAGUCCCACAGAUGAGCCGCGGCCCAUAAAGACGGAGCCAGACACGGCGUCAAUCUACACACACCACAACAUGAACACACCGGUCUCUGCCUUUCCGUCUUAUAUGGGAACUCCGAGCUCAAGUUCUGCUCUCAAACUUUCUCCAAGUGGAUCUUCCAGCUCCAAAAGUGAAGUGUGGAACAGCCUGAUUCUGGCAUAAGAAACCGAGAUCCUCCUGCUGAAAGCGUCACUCCCUGUAGAGCUCAGAGCCGGCCUGCAGAACCUCGUCUGAGACCAGAAGAUCUGGUCUAUCUGGUGCCAGAACCAACAAGCUUCAAAUGAAAUGAAGUGGGACCCGAACGCUGUGCUGGAUUCACAUCAACAGAUCAGCUGUUGAUCAGAAGCAGAAAACCCUGGAGCUGAUUAUAAAUGUGCUGCGAAUCGCACGAACCAAAGACCAUGAGAACAUUAUAUAACCUGAAUGUUCAAGAUCACAGCCUGAUGUACUUUACUCAUCUUUCAGACGUUGGUUUCAUUCAUUUUAAACCCUUUGAGUGGCAUUCAGUUGCCAUAGAUAAACGUGUUAAAGCAUUUGCUUCAUCC
This is a messenger RNA of Sinocyclocheilus grahami, 1632 nucleotides long. RefSeq names its product GATA binding protein 4 (gene gata4). The coding region runs from base 128 to 1249 and encodes 373 amino acids. NCBI's taxonomy places the organism in Eukaryota, Metazoa, Chordata, Actinopteri, Cypriniformes, Cyprinidae. Gene Ontology annotation, biological process: positive regulation of transcription by RNA polymerase II; negative regulation of transcription by RNA polymerase II; cell fate commitment. The transcript has 6 exons. Gene Ontology annotation, molecular function: zinc ion binding; RNA polymerase II cis-regulatory region sequence-specific DNA binding; DNA-binding transcription factor activity, RNA polymerase II-specific. Gene Ontology annotation, cellular component: nucleus. The record is from RefSeq and is a predicted model, not a curated record.